UCCUCUCCUUCCGGACGUGCACUGACAGUCGAGUGUCUGGAUGCACAGCGACACAUCCACCUUGGAGUUAACCACCUGCUCUGCACCAGAGGGAAUAUAUUUCUCUUUUUUUGGGUGGGAUACUGCAGGACAGUAUACGACGCUCGAGUCCAGGACCCUGAUCAGCUUCCAAGAUGUCAUCUCGAAACUCCUAUAGAGAUGAUGCCGAACGCUACCUUUUUGUCAACCAAAACCCUGUGAGCAUCACCGCCACGCAGGCGGACUGGACAGCCAAGAAGCAGGUUUGGGUCCCCUCCGAGAAGCAUGGCUUUGAAGCGGCCAGCAUCAAAGAAGAACGGGGCGACGAGGUGGUGGUGGAACUGGCAGAGAACGGCAAAAGGGUAGUGAUCAACAAGGAUGACAUCCAGAAGAUGAACCCACCCAAGUUUACCAAGGUGGAGGACAUGGCAGAGUUGACCUGUCUAAACGAGGCGUCUGUCCUGCACAACCUGAAGGAUCGCUACUACUCGGGACUCAUCUAUACGUAUUCCGGUCUCUUCUGCGUUGUGAUUAACCCAUACAAGAACUUGCCCAUCUACACAGAACAGAUAGUGGAGAUGUACCGCGGAAAGAAACGACAUGAAAUGCCUCCACACAUAUACGCAAUAUCAGAAACCGCCUACCGCAGCAUGCUUCAAGAUCGGGAGGAUCAGUCCAUUCUUUGCACUGGAGAAUCUGGGGCUGGAAAGACAGAGAACACAAAGAAAGUCAUCCAGUACUUGGCUCACGUGGCCUCUUCUCACAAGGGCCGUAAAGAGCACACAGCUCCGAACUCCAAUACUAUGUCAUAUGGAGAGCUCGAGCACCAGCUUCUGCAAGCUAACCCCAUAUUAGAAGCUUUCGGCAACGCCAAGACGGUGAAAAACGACAACUCUUCACGAUUUGGUAAAUUUAUCAGAAUUAAUUUCGACGUCGCCGGAUACAUCGUUGGAGCCAACAUUGAAACCUAUUUACUGGAAAAAUCCAGAGCAGUCCGCCAGGCUAAGGACGAACGGACCUUCCAUGUUUUUUAUCAGCUUUUAGCUGGAGCAGGAGAGCACGUCAAAACUGACUUGUUACUGGAGGGCUUCGGUCAGUACCGCUUUCUGUCCAAUGGAAGCAUUACCAUUCCCGGGCAGCAGGACAAGGAGAUCUUCCAGGAGACCAUGGAGUCCAUGAAAAUCAUGGGAAUUAAUCACGAAGAAAUCAUGUCUAUGCUGAAGAUGGCGUCUGCAGUCCUCCAGUUUGGCAACAUCGUUUUCCGAAAGGAGAGGAACACAGACCAAGCUUCCAUGCCGGAUAACACAGCUGCCCAGAAACUGUGUCACCUACUGGGCCUCAACGUGACUGAAUUUACCCGUGCCAUCUUGAUGCCAAAGAUUAAAGUGGGGCGCGAUUACGUCCAGAAGGCGCAAACUAAGGAGCAGGCGGAUUUUGCCGUGGAAGCGCUCGCCAAAGCGUUGUAUGAGCGGCUCUUCCGCUGGCUGGUUCAUCGCCUUAACCGAGCUCUGGAUAGGACAAAGAGACAAGGCGCCUCCUUCAUAGGGAUUCUGGACAUCGCCGGUUUUGAAAUCUUUGAGCUGAACUCCUUCGAACAGCUCUGUAUUAAUUACACCAACGAGAAACUGCAGCAGCUCUUCAACCACACCAUGUUCAUCCUGGAGCAAGAAGAAUACCAACGCGAAGGCAUCGAGUGGAACUUCAUUGACUUUGGCCUGGACCUGCAGCCUUGUAUUGAUCUGAUCGAGAGGCCGGCAAAUCCUCCAGGUGUCCUGUCCCUGCUGGAUGAAGAGUGCUGGUUUCCAAAGGCCACAGAUAAAAGUUUUGUAGAAAAGGUCAUCCAAGAACUUGGCACCCAUCCAAAAUUCCAGAAACCAAGGCAUCUCAGAGACAAGGCUGACCUAUGCAUCAUCCAUUAUGCUGGCAAGGUGGAUUACAAAGCCGAUGAAUGGCUGAUGAAGAACAUGGAUCCUCUGAAUGACAACGUGGCUACUCUCCUUCAUCAGAGUACAGACAAAUUCACAGCAGAGCUUUGGAAAGAUGUUGACAGAAUUGUUGGGCUGGACCAGAUGACUGGGAUGGGCGAGAUGUCAUUUGGAUCUACAUACAAGACCAAGAAGGGAAUGUUCCGUACGGUCGGACAACUUUAUAAGGAAUCUCUGGCCAAGCUCAUGUCUACGCUGAGGAACACCAAUCCAAACUUUGUCCGCUGCAUAAUCCCCAACCAUGAAAAGAAGGCUGGAAAACUGGAGCCUCAACUAGUGCUUGACCAGUUACGUUGUAAUGGAGUCCUGGAAGGGAUCCGAAUCUGCAGACAGGGCUUCCCAAACAGAAUAAUCUUCCAGGAGUUCAGACAGAGAUAUGAGAUCCUGACACCAAACGCUAUCCCCAAAGGAUUCAUGGAUGGCAAACAAGCCUGUGCAAUAAUGAUCAAGGCUCUAGAGCUGGACCCCAAUCUAUUCCGCAUAGGACAGAGCAAAAUCUUCUUCCGAGCCGGAGUGUUAGCUCACCUGGAAGAAGAGCGAGAUCUGAAAAUCACAGAUAUAAUCGUUCUCUUCCAAGCGGCGUGCAGAGGGUACCUGGCCAGGAAAGCUUUCAAUAGGAGGCAGCAGCAGAUGAGCGCACUGAAGGUGGUGCAGAGGAAUUGUGCUGCGUACCUCAAGCUGAGACACUGGCAGUGGUGGCGACUCUUUACCAAGGUGAAGCCCUUACUACAGGUGACUCGACAGGAUGAAGUCAUGCAGGCCAAGGUGGUAGAGCUUCAGAAGGUCAAAGAUAUCCAACUGAAAGCAGAGAUGGACCUGAAGGACAUGGGAAGCAAAUAUCAGCAGAUGAUAGAAGAAAAGAACAUUUUGGCUGAACAGCUUCAAGCAGAGACCGAACUUUUUGCCGAAGCGGAGGAAAUGCGCGCCAGACUGGCAGCGAAGAAGCAGGAGCUGGAGGAAAUCCUGCAUGAUUUGGAGUCCCGCGUGGAAGAAGAGGAGGAACGUAACUUACAAUUACAGAACGACAAGAAGAAGAUGCAUCAGCAUGUGCAGGAUCUGGAGGAGCAGCUGGAGGAGGAGGAGGCUGCUCGGCAGAAACUGCAGCUGGAGAAAGUGACGACAGAGUCGAAAUUAAAGAAGAUGGAAGAAGACGUUCUCCUACUGGAAGAUCAAAAUGCCAAACUCAGUAAGGAAAGGAAGUUGUUGGAAGAUAGAAUUAACGACUUUACAUCAAACAUGGCUGAAGAAGAAGAGAAGAUAAAGAGUCUGAGCAAACUUCGCACCAAGUACGAAGCCGUCAUUGCAGAUAUGGAAGAUCGUCUCAAGAAAGAGGAAAAGGGCCGACAAGAGAUGGAGAAAAUGAAAAGGAAGUUGGAUGGAGAGACCUCAGAUUUACAGGAUCAGAUCUUAGAGCUUCAGCAGCAGAUUGAGGAACUGAAGCAACAACUGGCCCGUAAGGAAGAAGAGCUGCAGGCGGCACUUGCUAGGAUUGAAGAAGAAGCAAGCCAAAAGAAUAGUUUACUGAAACAGCUUCGGGAGCUCCAGUCUCAUAUCUCAGAAUUACAAGAAGACAUGGAAUCUGAAAAGGCCUCUCGGGCAAAAGCAGAGAAGCAGCGCCGGGACCUUGGAGAAGAGCUGGAGGCAUUGAAGUCCGAACUUGAAGACACUCUAGAUUCUACUGCCACACAGCAAGAACUUAGGGCAAAACGUGAGCAGGAGGUGACUGAUCUUAAGAAGAACAUUGAAGAAGAAGCAAAAGUCCACGAGUCUCAGAUCGUUGAAAUGCGACAGCGCCACACACAGGCUCUGGAGGAUCUCUCCGAACAGCUUGAACAGUCACGGAGGUUUAAAGUGAAUCUGGAGAAAGUGAAACAGUCACUAGAAAGCGAGAACGCCGAUCUAGUGAAGGAAGUCAAAAAUCUUCAUGGCACAAAACAAGAAUCGGAGCAGAAGCGAAAGAAAUUAGAAGCGCAGGUGUCUGAGCUCCAGGUUCGAGUCGGUGACAGCGAGAAGGCAAAGGCGGAAUUGGCAGAAAGGCUACAGAAACUCCAGGCUGAACUGGAUGGUGUGUCAGGAUCGUUGGGAUCCACAGAAAGCAAGUCCAUCAAACUAACCAAAGAUUUGUCUACAGUGCAAUCACAUCUGCAGGAUACCCAGGAAUUAUUGCAAGAAGAGACAAGACAGAAGCUAAACUUUAGUUCUAGAGUAAAACAUUUGGAAGAUGAGAAAAAUAACCUGCUGGAGAACCUCGAGGAAGAAGAGGCGGCCAAGAAUCAGCUCGCCCGUCAGCUUCAGGCACUACAACAACAGCUCAUCGAUUCUAAGAAGAAGAUGGAGGAGCAUGGAGGUGCAGUGGAGAGCUUGGAAGACACCAGAAAGAGAAUGGCUAAGGAUCUAGAGCUUAUGCAGCAACGCAUGGAGGAGAAGCAUCAAACCAAUGACAAGCUGGAGAAGUCCAAGAACCGUCUGCAACAAGAACUGGAUGACCUUAUGGUGGAUCUGGAUCACCAGCGGCAAACUGUUUCAAGUCUGGAAAAGAAACAGAAGAAGUUUGACCAGAUGUUGGCAGAAGAGAAGCACAUAUCAUCACGCUAUGCCGAGGAGAGAGAUAGGGCAGAGGCAGAGGCUCGGGAGAAGGAAACAAGGGCUCUGUCCCUAAGUCGAGCACUUGAAGAAGCUCUUGAUCUAAAGGAUGAACUUGACAGACAGAACAAGUUGCUGCGGGCAGAAAUGGAUGACCUUGUCAGUUCCAAGGAUGAUGUUGGCAAGAACGUUCACGAAUUGGAAAGGGGGAAAAGAGCACUGGAGCAGCAAGUCCAGGAAAUGAAGACACAGAUGGAAGAACUAGAGGAUGAACUUCAGGCCAUUGAAGAUGGAAAACUCCGUCUGGAGGUCAACAUGCAGGCCAUGAAAGCACAGUUUGACAGGGAUCUCCAAAACCGUGAUGACUCAAAUGAUGAAAAGAAGAAACUCUUGAUCAAGCAGGUGCGGGAUCUAGAGGUGGAGCUGGAUGAAGAACGCAAGCAGAAGGCUCAAAUUCUAGCCGGCAAGAAAAAAUUGGAGAUGGACCUUCAGGACAUGGAAAGUCAAAUUGAUGCCGCUAACAAGGGACGAGAAGAAGCAGUUAAACAGAUGAAGAAACUACAGCUCCAGUUGAAAGAGGUUUGGCGUGAAGUGGAGGAGACUCGGUCAUCUCGAGAGGAAAUGUUCAUCCAGUCUAAAGAGAAUGAGAAGAGACUGAAGAGUCUGGAAGCAGAACUUCUCCAGCUACAAGAGGACUUGGCAGCUGCGGAAAGGGCAAAGAGACAAGCUCAACAGGAACGAGACGAUCUGGCAGAUGAACUGUCUAAUGGUGUCAGUGGCAAAUCCGCCCUGUUGGACGAGAAGCGCGCCUUGGAGGCCAGGAUUGCUCAGCUGGAGGAGGAGUUGGAUGAGGAGCAGAGUAAUAUGGAGCUCCUCAAUGAUAGAUACAGGAAGUAUACGUUACAGGUGGAGACAAUGACCACUGAGCUUGCGGCAGAGAGGAGCUUCUCCCAGAAGGCAGAGAACGCCCGUCAGCAAAUGGAGAGGCAGAACAAGGAACUGAAAGCGAAGCUGAAUGAGAUGGAUUCUUCUGUCAGGGCCAAAUACAAGAUUACUAUUGCAUCCCUGGAGUCUAAGAUUGCUCAGCUGGAGGAGCAAAUGGAGCAAGAAUCAAAGGAGCGUGUCCUGGCUAACAAACUGGUGCGACGCGCUGAGAAGAGGCUGAAGGAGGUCCUCUUACAAGUCGAGGAGGAGAGAAGGAAUGCCGAUCAGUUCAAGGAUCAGCUGGAGAAAGCGCAUAUCCGUAUGAAGCAGCUGAAACGCCAGCUGGAAGAAUCUGAAGAAGAGUCCUCAAGAGCCAACUCCAACCGCCGGCGACUGCAGAGGGAACUGGAAGACGUGACGGAGUCCGCAGAGUCCAUGAACCGAGAGGUGACCACGCUGAGGAGCCGGUUAAGGAGGGCCCCAGUUCAGUUCACCACCCGAACCAUUCGUCAAGUUUACCACCUCGAAGCCGUUUCCGAUGAGGAACCAGAAGCAAAUAGCGGAGAACCAUCAACCAACCAUCAGCAGCCGCAGCAACACCCUCAGCCCGAGUGAUGCCCUGACGUAGAGGAACGGCGGUGGGAGGGGGGUUUCUACCUCUACCC
Molecule: messenger RNA, 6175 nt
Organism: Bufo bufo (common toad)
Lineage: Eukaryota; Metazoa; Chordata; Amphibia; Anura; Bufonidae
Product: myosin-10-like
Exons: 42
Coding region: 174-6125 (1983 amino acids)
Cellular component (GO): myosin complex
Molecular function (GO): ATP binding; actin filament binding; cytoskeletal motor activity
Source: RefSeq, a predicted model, not a curated record